Molecule: messenger RNA, 1268 nt
Organism: Spathaspora passalidarum NRRL Y-27907
Lineage: Eukaryota; Fungi; Ascomycota; Pichiomycetes; Serinales; Debaryomycetaceae
Exons: 1
Coding region: 35-1123 (362 amino acids)
Source: RefSeq, a predicted model, not a curated record
CACCAAUUGAGUCAAGACUAUAGUAAUGACAACAAUGAAAGCAGUGGUCUAUUAUGGACCUUAUGAUAUCAGAACUGAAACCAGACCAAUCCCCCAAAUCCAGUCCCCGCUGGAUGUAAUCAUCAAAGUGAAAUACUCAGGUUUAUGUGGUACCGAUCUUCAUAGUUACCGAGGUCACAUCAAAGGUCCAGUGGACACAAUUAUCGGACAUGAAUUUCUUGGAACAAUUUCUGAAGUAGGUAAAGAUGUUACCAAAUUCAAAGUUGGUGACGACGUCUUGAGUACAUUUACUAUUCAAUGUGGCCAAUGUUGGUAUUGUAAGCAUGGGUAUUCGGGGCAAUGUGAUGUUACUAAUACUUUUGGUAAAGUUGGUCUUGAUGGAGGUCAGGCAGAAUACGUCAGAGUUCCUUAUGCAGAAAAUACCUUGAUUAAAAAACCAUCAAGCAAUGACGGUGUUGAUGAUUCAAUUUAUGUGCUAAUGGCAGAUAUUUUCAUUACUGGUUAUUUUGGAGUUAAAAAAAUCAGAGAUUUCUUUGCCCAGAAAUCUGCAGAAGGAGUUGCUAUUCAACAAGCUAGGGACACAACUAUUUUACAAAUUGGUGCUGGACCAGUUGGUUUAUGUGGAUUAAGAAUACUUAAACAUUUUGGGUUUGAAAAGGUUGUUGUUGUCGAUGGAGUUGAUUCACGUUUACAAGAAGCAACCAAGCUUGGCGCUUACAAAACGGUCAAUUAUAUAACCAACCCCGAUGAUUUGGCUAAGAUAAUCACUAAUGACACCAACAAUAUCGGGUUUGAUGCAGUAUUGGAAUGUGUCGGUGCAAAAUCAGCUCAACGAACUGCAUAUGAAGCUGUGCGUAGAAAUGGGUUUAUUUCUAGUUUAGGUAUGGGUCAUGAUGAAUUACCAUUCAAUGGAUUAGAGUGUUAUCUUAAAAAUAUCAACAUUUCAUUUGGAAGGUGUCAUGCAUGGUCGUUAUUUGCUGAGGCACUUGAAAUAUUUGAACAAUUAAAGCUGGAUUUUACAGAUUUUAUUGAUUAUAAGGCUUCUAUUGAUGACAGUAAACUGGCAUUUGAAUUGUUUGACAAACAAAAGGUUAAAAAAGUUGUAUUUGAUUUAACGUUAUGAGUAGCACAGUUUCAAGAAUAGUUUUGUAGAACUAGAAAAGUGAAAUUUAUUUAGUAAGCUCUUUAAUAAGGUCGCUAACACUCAGUACACCGUAAAGACAAAAAUUUUCAAUUUUGAACACCUUUCGUAACCACGUAGUUCUUAU